AUGGACGUUCCUCCAGUCAUGGACUCCACACUACCACCACCAGGAUGGGUUCGUAUUGAAUUGGAACCGGUGAACAUCCCAUUAGAACAUGAUGAUUCAAUACUUUUAUCAGCCAUACAAUCUGUUAUACCUGGCGCACAUGGGCUUUAUUACAAAGAUGAGGAUCGCAAAAAGGCCUUGAAAUAUAAUGGCGCGACUGGCUGUAUAUUAAAGGGUCCCGCAGGCUGGAAUUCUAAGCCUAUUUACGUUGUACUUGCACACGGAUGCCGUCAUUUCAACAAUAUUGGUACUGCUGGACAGUAUGAUGUCGCCACAGAACGGUUCGAAAAAACUGUUAAUUUGAUACAACGUAUGUUAGCUGAUCAAUGGAUGCCGUCUCAUCUAUACAGAAAGGAUGCUUCAAUUGGAUCAGUAGACUGUAAGUAUGGUGGUAACAGAUUAUUGUCGCAUGAUGCGCAAAUUGCCAAUGAAAGUGAUUGCAAAGCUCGAACUGAUGAAGAGGAACGAGGCAACGGAUCUUUUAUCGCCGGAAAUUGCUCAAAAACAUCGAUUGAUAUCCAGAAGCCUCAGGCGGAGGAUGAUAUCCCGAAGCAGAGUGACUUACGAAUGGAAACAUCGAAAUACAAUACAGGAAAGGAAGAAGGAACGGGAAAUGAGGACAUAUUUGAGAAAUUGAAACGCCAGAAGGAAAGAGCUGAAUAUCAGCUGAUCGAAAAGGGAAAAAAAAUGAAUUAUUUGAAACAAAUAAUCAGUGAUUUGGAAUCAAAAUUAAGCGAGCAUAAACGGCAUUUUGAUGCUACUCAAGACAGGGUCAAAGAUUUGGAGAUAAUGCUGGAUGAAGAAAGAAAUAAAGCACAAUCAUUAGCGAACCUCAACGCGGAAUUAAACACAAAAUUCGAAAGUCUUUCACUUGAUCGACAGCCUGAAAUCGGGUACGAUAGACUACAACAGUGGUCAAAUGAGGCAAUCGAUGAGAAAAAUUAUGAAAUUGAUAGAAUGAAUAAACAGAUCAACGAUUUGAAAUGGAGCCUCGGAGAACAUAAACAGUGGUUAGAGGACGCAAACGACAGGACAAAUCAUUUGGAAAAUGUGUGCAAAGAAAAAGAUUACGUGAUUAAUGACUUGACGAAUAAAUUACGUGACUUCGAACAUCGUCUUUUCGACGCUUCAGCUUUUCAAAGCACGGAAAAAUUGGAUUCUUUGAUCAACGAUCUGCGCAAAGAAAUUGAUGAGAAGAAUAAUUACAUCGAACAGCUAGAAAAGGCCAAGAAUGAUGCACAGUGGUACCUUGGCGAACAUCAAUGUUGGCUACAAGAUGCGAAUGCUAGAAUUGGCAUUCUAGAAAAUGAAAAAUUAAAAGGAUGGCGAAAAGUACAUGAAUUGGAGGAAAUGCUUAAUCAGGGUGGAAAUGGCGAUUAUAGCGAAAUGAAAGCAAAAAUGGAAGAGUUGCAACAAAAGACGGAAGACAAAAAAUAUGAAUGUGAUAAAUUAAAUGAAGAAAAAGAUGAAAUGAAAGUUAGUCUCGAGAAGUAUAAAGUCUGGCUAGAAGAUGCUGAAAAAAG
Molecule: messenger RNA, 1562 nt
Organism: Acanthocheilonema viteae
Lineage: Eukaryota; Metazoa; Nematoda; Chromadorea; Rhabditida; Onchocercidae
Source: the annotation of a GenBank genome assembly